Molecule: messenger RNA, 1365 nt
Organism: Ictalurus furcatus (blue catfish)
Lineage: Eukaryota; Metazoa; Chordata; Actinopteri; Siluriformes; Ictaluridae
Gene: sebox
Product: SEBOX homeobox
Exons: 3
Coding region: 284-1339 (351 amino acids)
Molecular function (GO): DNA binding
Source: RefSeq, a predicted model, not a curated record
UCAAAUAAAAGUAAUCAGAAUUUAAAUUGCCCUGUUCGGUCUAGACAUUGCACCCAAAGCCAUUUUGUCCGGAUUAAGUUGGAGGAUCAAAGACACUAGCUCACACACACACACACACACAGAGCAACACUUCAUGGAUUGGGGUUGGGGGUUGGGGGGAUUGGGGUGUGAAAGGUAAAGAUAUAAAGGUGGAUGUGAAGUUCAGAUACAUUCCAGGGCAGGACGUGGACGGAUUUGUGCGUUUUGGAGAGAUUUCAGCGCGCUGCGCGUAAACUGCGGAGUUAUGGCAUUGUUUUUGGACCAGACAUGUGAUUAUGUUCAUAAAAUGAACGAAGACGGAGAAAUGGACUUUAUCUUCAACAAAUGCGAAGCUCGCUUUGCAGAUUCGAUGAUUUCAGAUUUAAAAAGCAAUUUCUCAUGGCUUUAUUCGAUGUUUUCAGAUGCUGUAAACGAUCACGCACUGUCUUCUCCGGAGGCAGAUCGGACUAUGCAACCGGAAGCACAGAGGAAACGGAAAAGGACGAUUUUCAGCCGCGCGCAGUUGUCGGAGCUGGAGCGCGCUUUUGUGAUGACUCCAUACCCCGACAUCACACUGCGGGAGAGACUCGCUGCUCUCACCCUGCUGCCCGAGAGCAAGAUCCAGGUACACAGCUCUCAUAACUAUUCACAGUGUCUUGUGUGGUUUCAGAAUAGACGUGCUCGGAGCAUCAAGAGUGGCAGACUGACCAGACCCAUGAAGAAAAAUCCAGUCACGUCUAAUUAUAACUCAGAAAUCACUUUCCCUCAUCCCAGUCCCACUCUUACAGUUUCUUCUGCUGCAGGCCAGAGGAACACACCUGAAGUUUACCAGCUGUCUAAUGCAAAUGAUAAACAACAGAUAUCUGACCUGGACUGGGUGAGGCAAGCAUUGUGUCCCUGGUCUCAGAAUCAGCCCCAGCCUACACCUCCGGUCCCAACCAUAUCUCCUGACCUCCCUGGAGCGCUCCCCUGGGGAAGCCAGCCCUCGAAACCAGCUGGAAGUCACUAUGUCUCAAUGGAUCAGAUGACAAGGCCAAUGCAUUCCUUAUCCCAGCACCAGUGGAGCGAGUGUGCUGAGAUUGGCACCCAUGCAGCAUCAUCUGGAGGCUUCUCAGGGAAACCUCAGUGUAACAUUAAUCAGAGCGGGUAUACGUCUGUUCCCAUGGACCACUUAGUUCCUUCACACUCUGCACAAAGCUGCUGGCAGGGAAGCAUGCACAGACAGGGACAGGCCCUUAUGCACUACCCUCAGACUUCCCUAGGAGACAUCUCUGACCUGAUCUACAGUGCUGCUGUAGUCACCAACCUGGCCGACUUCUGACUGCAACUGCUGAAUUUUUUAAUGAA